Molecule: messenger RNA, 5493 nt
Organism: Dermacentor silvarum
Lineage: Eukaryota; Metazoa; Arthropoda; Arachnida; Ixodida; Ixodidae
Gene: Fim
Product: plastin-2-like
Exons: 5
Coding region: 141-2069 (642 amino acids)
Biological process (GO): actin filament network formation; actin filament bundle assembly
Cellular component (GO): cytoplasm; actin filament; actin filament bundle
Molecular function (GO): actin filament binding
Source: RefSeq, a predicted model, not a curated record
CGCUAGUGGCGGCGGCGACGGUUGCCGUUGAGCGGUGGCUUUCUCCGCCGUCGUUGGCUUGCGAGUGCGUGCGUGCGUGUGCUUCGGCGUUGUAGGGGAGGCGUGUGCCCCCGCUUGUCAAACGAAGGAUUCCCUUACGCAUGCGAACCACCGAGAUCAUGGCGGGAACGCGACAGUCUCUGCUGCUGACGGACGAACAACGCGAGGAGCUCAGCGGACAGUUCGAAACGCUGAGCAAAGGCUUCGUGGAGCUGUCGAGUCUCCGCGAUGCCCUGGCCACCGUGGGCUUCAAGCUCCCCCAGUGGAAGGUUCGUCAGAUGAUCGAGGACAUGGAGAGGCGUCGAGGUGCCCUGGCCGAACCGGGGCGCCUGUCGCUGGCCGAGUUCGAGCAGAUCUAUGCCGAGCUGCGUGGCCAGGAGGUCUCGGCGGGUUUCAAGGCCAUGCUCUCCAAAAAGGACAACGUACAGACGCUGGGAGGCAUGUCCGAGGCGUCCAGUGAAGGCACCACACAUUCCGUUCGGCAUGAGGAACGAGCCGCCUUCUCUGAUUGGAUCAACCGGAAUCUCAGCUCUGACCCUGACUUGGCGCACCUGCUUCCUAUCCCUAUGCCCGGCGAAGUAUUGUACGAUCGCGUAAAGGACGGCAUCCUACUCUGCAAGAUGAUCAACCACUCCUGCCCGGAGACAAUCGACGAGCGGGCCAUUAACAAGAAGGGCCUCACCGUCUACACGAAGCAUGAGAACCUGACGCUUGCCUUGAGCUCGGCACAGUCCAUCGGCUGCAGCAUCGUCAACAUCGACGCGCACGACUUGGCGCGUGGCAAGCCUCACCUUGUGCUGGGCCUGCUCUGGCAGAUCAUCAAGAUCGGCCUCUUCAACCAGAUCACGCUGCAGCACUGCCCGGGCCUUGUGCAGCUCGUGCAGCCGGGAGAGGACAUGGCGCACUUGCUCCACCUGGCACCCGAGGCCAUUCUGCUGCGCUGGUGCAACUACCACCUCGAACGGGCUGGCACCAACCGCCGCCUGAACAACUUCACCUCGGACGUGCGCGACUCCGAGAUCUACACCAUCCUGCUGCGCCAGAUCGCACCAGUCGGAUCGGGCGUCACGACCGAGGCGAUGCGAGAGUCCGACCUCCUGGCGCGUGCCGAGGUCAUGCUGCAGCAGGCGGACAAGAUCAACUGCCGCUCCUUCCUGAGCCCUCAAGACGUGGUCGACGGUGUGUACAAGCUGAACGUGGCCUUCGUGGCCAACCUGUUCAACAACCACCCAGCACUGGACGUGCCGGAGGACGGCAAUGCCCUAGAGGGCCUCGAGGGACUCGAGGAGACUCGCGAGGAGAAGACGUACCGCAACUGGAUCAACUCGAUGGGUGUGAACCCAUAUGUGAACUGGCUGUACAGUGACCUGGCCGACGGGCUCGUCAUCUUCCAGCUGUUCGACGUGAUCCGGCCCGGACUGGUGAACUGGACGCGUGUGCAUCGCAUCUUCAGCCGGCUCAAGGGCUUCAUGGAGCGGCUCGAGAACUGCAACUACGCUGUUGAACUGGGCCGCAAGCAAGGCUUUUCGCUGGUGGGCGUGGCUGGCCAGGACCUCUUCGAGGGCAACGCGACGCUCACGCUCGCGCUCGUCUGGCAGCUGAUGCGCGCCUACACACUCUCGGUGCUUACGCAGCUCGCUGACACAGGCCACCCCAUCGUGGAACAGGAGAUCGUCCAGUGGACAAAUGGAAAGCUGAAGUCUGCUGGUAAGACGUCACAAAUCCGGAGCUUCCAAGAUCCAUGCAUUUGUGAUGCACGCCCCAUCAUUGACCUUGUGGAUGCCAUCAACCCUGGAUGCAUCAACUAUGCUCAAGUCCUGAAUGCAACUAACCAGGAGGAGCGCCUUGCAAAUGCCAAGUAUGCCAUUUCGAUGGCACGCAAGCAAGGUGCCCGCAUCUACGCACUGCCAGAGGACAUUGCCGAGGGCAAGCACAAGAUGGUCAUGACUGUGUUCGCCUGCCUCAUGGCCAGGGACUACGUGCCUGGACAGAAGCAGCAGCAGGAACAGGAACAGCAACAGAAGCAGUAGAGGAUGUGCUUUGCCUGCUGACAUUUCGUACAUCAGUGUGCUGUGCACCGACAGUAGCAUCAUUCAGGCCUUGUGUGGCCUGUGUUUUUCACAUGAGUGUUCUAGCCACUGUCAUCGUCGCAUGAUAUUGUGACUCAGUAUAUCCACUCCAAAAGGCAAAGUUCAGAACAGAGAGAGAGGCUUGGUGUACUUAUAAGCAUGUGGUCCUGGUGACACUGACUUUAGCCUUUCAGCCUUCUAGUUAAAGUGAGCCACAUGCCAUCAGUGGCUGAGAAGUGAUGCUUUGCUGAAGUUUGUCGCACAUGAAGACACCUAACAGCUAACAAAGGCACAGAUGUAUGGGUGUAAGAAAUGACUCAACCAACUGUAAGAAGGCUUUAAAUACUUUCCUGAUCACUUAAUAUUUCUUAACUUCAGUUUAGUCCGUUUUUUUUUUAGCUUUGAAGUUGCAGAACCCAUGUGGUAAUAUUUACUCCUUGGAAAGUUACCCUGUGUAAGGCUGGGACCUUGCAUACAGCUGAGCUGAAGUAUGCUAUGUUCAGGCAAAAUCACAGUAAAAAGAAUUGGUUAACUUGAUCAGUUUAUGUAGUGAAAAUAAGAAUAAAAUUGGUGCUCAGUUGCACAACUAUCGGUAAACACAGAGGGGAAAAAAAGGGUACUAUGCUAUUGAAAAGUAGAUGACAGCAGCCUGUGAGGGAAGACUACUGCAAUAGUCUCAACAAGUGGCAGUGAUUGCCUUUCACGUGUUGUUGUUGAUUAGCAAUGCUUGGAGUCGUCUUGGUAGUCAAAGGUUGGUCUAACAUUAGUCUAACAAUUAUCAAAAUAACUUGCCCUCAUGAGAACAUAUACGUCAGAUCAGAAAAUUGACAACCAGACAGAAGCUUCUAUGCAUUCAUUGCUGCUGUCAUUUAGAAAUUAUGUGGCCGAGUCGACCAAAGCGCAAAUUUUGAGUCUUUUUUAUUGAAGUGCUACGAGUACUGGUGGCUAGUUCCAAUGAUAGCUCCAGUCGAAGUUUCAUUUUUACAGAUUACCCGAUGUGCCAAAAAUUGUAAAAUCUGACAUAUAGUUAAAAUUCAGUCACAAUUUGAGACUGUGCAUGAUGUUGCUAGUAGAAGAAUUCCAACAGAAAUGUUCAACUCAUAGAACAGCUGUCCAUGAAUUUGAUCAAUUUCUAUAGUUUAACAAUCCAUUUGUAUAUUAGGGUUCCCAUACUUGUUGGCAUUGCGUUAUGGUUUUCACUUUCUUGCAAUUUAGACGAUUGUGCUGCUGCUAUUCUGCAGUUUAAAUUGUGGGGAACUUUAUUGCAAAUAGCAUAAAUGGAUAUUACGCUUCAGAAUUGAUAAAUAUGUUCAAUGUAGUGCUGCAAUUUUGUGUAUAGCAGCAUAUUUUCCACAUACACAUUGACAGCAGUUGAUUUUGGAUUUUCAAUGAUAUGUGCUAAAUGUGGCAAUUAAUUACUGCUGCAAUUCGAAUGUUGGCUUUUAUGACCAUGUGUGCCUGAUGCCCUAUGUUUCAAGCUCUUAUGGAGCUUUCUGCACUGCUUUGGGUCUCGAUGGGCAAGCCGUGCUUUUUCACGCCAUGGUCCUUGAGCGGUCUUGAAUGUGUUUUAGGAUGAGAAAGCAGCAAUCAGCUGAAAACAUAUUGUGCUUACAAGUCAUAAAAUCUAUCUAGAGAACAGGGUCUGCUGUCAGAAUGCCCUUUUCCAUUUGUUGUUCUAUAAAGGCGUAUGUGUAUACUGUAAAUAAUUUUCCUUUUGUCUAAUCUGCUGUGUAUUAUGUUUGUACCAUUUCCAUGACUUCAAUGUGUUAUCGUGCUUAGUUUUGAUUUAAUAUGGAAGAAAGCUAAUGUAUUUACAAUGCUGUUGACUCCAAGCUUAGGUUGUAAUUUUGUUGCAAUUUAUGACAUCAGUGGGCCUGCGCUGUUAUGACAUAUUAGCCCAUAUUGAAUCAUGUGCUUCCUGACUGCGGCAACCUAGACUGCUAUGCAGUUGCUGAGUGUGGUCCUUAGUGAUGAAUUCGUCUCGCAAGUUUAACUUGUCUUGGUGUGCUUAUGAGCUGCAGAGGUCUUUGGCUCCGAACCUUGUGCAUACUGUUUGGUGGCAUGUUGUGGAUUCUCUUUUGCAGAGAAUCAAAUUCUUUCUACAUUCCAUAAGCUGUGUGUGGGCAGGUACCGCACAGAACCCAUACAUCUGAUGUGAGGGGUUGCUUUUUUUCUAGUGAACGAAGGCCUCUGUAGGCAAAUACGCAAGGACACAAGCAUUGAGAAGGUUGUGGUCUCUUGCAUGUGCAGUAUGCAGGGUCCACAGUCAGUAAGGCUAAGCUUUAAUGACAUGGCUGGCUUGUUUAUGUGCAGCCAGUACAAAUGGUGCCAAUACACUCCUGGCAUCCAAAGGUCGAGAAAAAAAUGGGGCAUUUAUUUCUAAAAUAUUUUUAAGCAUACAGAUGAGUUUACAAAUGAUGCUUCAUCCAAUACUGUUAAAGGUGGUUGUUCACCAGAUUUGGACAUUUUAAACAGGCGAGCGUGGUGCAUAGAUCAUAAUGGGCAAUCGAGUCUCCAAACUUUCAAACCACUACACAGCGCAUAAACAGCUGAAAUUUUUGGACAAAAGCCUAUGUGCCUUUCCUCUCUAGGGAACCUGCCUGAAAAUCAUGGUCGCAGGAAUAAACGCCUCUAUGUAAGACACAGCCAGCCACGUCACCAAAAAAGAAGAGGCAGGGUUCAUGGCUUAAACUUGACAAGGUCCCUUGACUCUGGUAUGGGUGAAAGUAGGGAGGCACUGUCAUCAGCUAACGCUAGGCGAGACAAAUGUCCAUGUUGGCAAUGGAGCUCACCUCCUGACAGCAUGGCAAUGUUACAUUUCAUUUUCUCCCAUCUCCUCUAGUAACGAACCAAUUUGAAAAAUUCUUGCCGCAAAAAUGCUCCAUAGGAGGUUCUUUAUAUGUUCUGGUGUAUAACCAAAUUUUCCAUGAGACCUGGUGAGGGGCCUUUAAAGUUCCCUGUCACUUUAAUCAAGUGAACUAUUUCAGGUAAACUGCACGACAGAGAACUUCUACCUGCACAAGCAUUUAAUUGGCAUUGAUAGUGUUGCGCUAUUCACAAUAACUGGCACUUAUUGGUAGUUUUCUCAAAUAAGCUGAUUCUCCUUCUAUGUUUAUGUCAGGCCUCAUAUAUGUAUUAUUGUUAAAUAUUGUGUAGUGGCUUCAAACAUUCGAAAAUGAACUAAGAGGUGCCUUCGCUUAGCAGUACAGUAUGCUUUCCCUAGUCUGUAUGUGGCCCUGAGUUAUGCCUCCUUGCGACCAGUGUGUAAGACUGACUUUUUCAAUUGUUUGGCUGGCCAUUGCUCAUGCAAAGCACCUCUUUCGUCCAAAUGCUGUAUGUGCCUUGUUUUUUCUAUGCUAAAAUAAAGUCUACAACUUCUUACUCA